AAAGGCUUGUUAAUAUGGUCUUUAUGCAGGGAAAUUGCUUUACAUUCACCGCUUGGGGCAAUUUGAACUUUUCACGCCGUCCGUCUGUCACGUUUCCGAGACUGGGGGAGGAGUGGGUGCCGUUAUAAAAGCGCUGUAAUUUACAGGCGAUUAGAGUUGAGUUUGCGAGGGAGAGACUAACACUUAGUUUUUACUUCCGGAUCGACAGGUCGUCUGUGUCACGUGUUGGGAUGGCUCCGACUUGACCAACCUGCUGUGUGCAUUCAAAAGGGGGCGUGUCUCUUUGCUGACAUGAGCGGAGAGCUUGCGUCGUUCCACCUGGACCUGUCAACGAAGCAGCUGCGGACUCUUGCCUCCUCCCACCGGCCGCCCCCGACCGUCGGAUGCUUCCAACGUGGAGGAAGCAUCGGCUGCCUUCGCAUCGUCGAGAAACGUGGCUUCCCCCGGAGACACUGGCGGUUACCACAUCCUUGGCCACACCCCUCCGACCUUCAGGUUCUACAGACUGAGGCGAUGAAAGCUGCUCUGAAGGAGCUCAAUCUGAACAUUGUGGAAAUGACGGAUGAGAGUGCCACACUGGAUGGAGGAGAUGUCCUUUUCACAGGCCGAGAGUUCUUUGUAGGCCUUUCCAAACGGACCAAUCAAAGAGGAGCAGAGAUCCUCGCUGAUGCCUUUAAGGACUAUGCUGUGUCUACUGUACCGGUGCUGGAAGGCCUGCACCUGAAAAGCUUCUGCAGCAUGGGGGGGCCAGGUCUCAUUGUCAUCGGCUCCAGUGAACCCGCUCAGAAGGCUCUCAAAAUCAUGCAGCAAAUGAGUGAUCAUCGUUACGACAAGCUGACGGUGCCUGAUGACCUUGCUGCCAACUGCAUCUACAUGAAUCUACCCAAUAAAGGACAUGUGCUUCUGCAUUGUACACCAGAGGAGUUUCCAGAAAGUGCAAAGGUAUUCGAGAAGUUGAAGGACCACAUGCUGAUUCCUCUGUCCAACAUGGAGAAAGUCAAAGUCGAUGGAGCUCUCACGUGCUGCUCGGUGCUCCUCAACAAGAAAGCCGACAACUAAGUGCAUUUCCACCAAGUGGAGCCUGUAUCCAAGACUUGGUGAAAAAAAAAACGUCACAAGUCCCUGGAAAAGGAGAUUAGUUUUUUUUUAAUUCACGGGUAUAUAGUAUUAAAGUACAUAAUUGAUACCUUCUGCUUUUGUCCAAUGGUGGGACGCCUGUGUGUUUAUGAUAUGUGUUCAAAGUCCAUUCACUUUUUAGACGUGGUUGCCUCUCAAGGUGACUGUGAGUGAGAGUUGAGGAAAUGACAUCAGGAGGUGAUGCUUGCGUAUGGGCAGGCAAGCGGUGAUGAAGCGUGGAAAGAAUUUGCUGGGUUGUGUUCAGAGGGGAGGCCUGCGACGCCAGUAAACACUGACUCUUAAACUUGCUCCGUCUUCGUCUCUCACCCACGUUUUUUUUUACUAGUGCCUGAAAUACGGUGCAUUAACUUAAGGCCGUGACGUCGUACCGUCUGGCAGAGGUACCAGGGAUGUUGAAGUAGGUCGUACUAACAGUGGUGUGAAGCAUCACUCCCUCCAUUAUCACACACAGAUUGUGUUGUCCUGGCUAUUAUUUCCCGUUAAGCUUGAAUUCCAUACUAUUUCACCAUAAUUAUGAUGAUUAUGAUUACGUUUUAUCCCACAGUGGUAGAAAUAAUGAUUUUUGUUGUUGUUGUUUUGUAGUUUUCAUCUUCUAACAGGAUUUGGACCACUUUGUUUAAUAAACAACUAUGGCACUUACUGUUUAAAA
Messenger RNA from Nerophis ophidion (straightnose pipefish), 1786 nucleotides. RefSeq names its product dimethylarginine dimethylaminohydrolase 1 (gene ddah1). The record is from RefSeq and is a predicted model, not a curated record. Gene Ontology annotation, molecular function: amino acid binding; dimethylargininase activity. The coding region runs from base 292 to 1059 and encodes 255 amino acids. The transcript has 8 exons. Gene Ontology annotation, biological process: arginine metabolic process; positive regulation of nitric oxide biosynthetic process. NCBI's taxonomy places the organism in Eukaryota, Metazoa, Chordata, Actinopteri, Syngnathiformes, Syngnathidae.